ACUGCUCGUGCGUUAGUAUUUUGAUAGCAAAAAGGGGGAUCGAAAUUUGGAUUAACACCCCCUGGCAGGUCCAAGAUGAGCAUAAUGUUGAAAGUACCGGGAAUUAUCGCGAGGAAUCUGCCCUCGGCGACUCUGAACAAGAUCGGCCUGCCUUUACUUUCGAGCCGCAAAUUUCAUUACACACCUGAUGGUAAAGCGGCUAAAGUAUCCGAUGCCAUUUCCAAGCAGUACCCGAUAGUGGACCAUACUUAUGAUGCUGUUGUGGUUGGUGCUGGUGGUGCUGGGCUUCGUGCUGCUUUCGGUCUGGUUGCCGAGGGUUUUAAGACUGCUGUCAUUACAAAACUAUUUCCCACAAGGUCACAUACCGUCGCUGCACAAGGUGGCAUCAAUGCGGCACUUGGUAACAUGGAAUCUGAUAACUGGCAAUGGCAUAUGUAUGACACAGUCAAAGGCUCCGAUUGGUUGGGCGAUCAGGAUGCUAUUCAUUACAUGACCAGGGAAGCCCCUAAAGCUGUCAUUGAACUUGAAAAUUACGGCAUGCCAUUCAGUCGCACACCUGAAGGUAAAAUUUACCAGCGAGCCUUUGGAGGUCAAUCUCUGAAGUUUGGUAAAGGAGGUCAAGCACACAGAUGUUGUUGCGUCGCAGAUCGUACUGGUCAUUCCUUGUUGCAUACUCUUUAUGGCCAGUCUUUGAGUUAUGAUUGUAACUACUUUGUUGAAUACUUCGCCUUGGACCUGCUGAUGGAAGACGGUGAAUGUCGAGGAGUAAUUGCACUAUGUUUGGAAGAUGGAACGCUUCACAGAUUCCACUCCAAAAACACUGUAUUGGCCACUGGAGGUUAUGGCAGAGCAUAUUUCUCAUGUACAUCCGCGCACACUUGUACUGGCGAUGGAACCGCCAUGAUCUCUCGAGCUAAUUUACCUAACCAGGAUCUUGAAUUUGUUCAGUUCCAUCCAACAGGAAUUUACGGAGCUGGAUGUCUAAUCACCGAAGGCUGUCGAGGUGAAGGUGGUUACCUGAUUAACAGCGAGGGUGAAAGAUUCAUGGAACGUUAUGCUCCAGUUGCAAAAGACCUUGCCUCUCGAGACGUUGUAUCUAGAUCUAUGACAAUCGAAAUCAGAGAAGGCCGGGGAUGUGGACCGGAAAAAGAUCAUGUUUACCUUCAACUGCAUCACCUGCCGCCAGAGCAACUGGCUACUCGCCUACCUGGUAUCUCUGAGACUGCUAUGAUAUUUGCUGGCGUUGACGUCACACGUGAACCUAUCCCUGUAUUACCUACGGUACAUUACAACAUGGGUGGUAUCCCAACAAACUACAAGGGUCAGGUUCUGACGACAGUGAACAAUGAAGACAAGGUAGUUGGAGGAUUGUAUGCGUGCGGUGAAGCUGCAUCCAGUUCAGUACAUGGUGCAAAUCGACUUGGGGCAAAUUCUUUGUUGGAUUUGGUGGUAUUUGGACGUGCCUGUGCAAAGACAAUUGCCGAGGAGAAUAAGCCUGGAGAAAAAAUCGGAAGUCUUAGACCUAAUGCUGGCGAGGAAUCUGUUGCUAAUUUGGAUUGGGUCAGGAAUGCCAAUGGUUCUGUUACUACUGCCGAAUUAAGGUUGAACAUGCAGAAAACUAUGCAAACGCACGCAGCUGUGUUUAGAACUGCAGAAACUUUGCAGGAGGGAUGUCGCAAAAUGUCUGACAUUUACAAGGGUAUGAGCGAUCUCAAAGUUUUGGACAAGUCGAUGAUUUGGAACUCAGACCUGGUAGAGAGUUUGGAGUUACAAAACUUGAUGGUGAAUGCUAUGCAGACCAUUUACGCUGCUGAAAACCGAAAAGAGAGCAGGGGAGCUCAUGCUCGUGAAGAUUUCAAAGAUAGAAUCGACGAAUUCGAUUAUAGCAAACCUUUGGAGGGACAGAAGCCCAAGCCGGUUGAGCAGCAUUGGAGGAAGCACACUCUGACUUCGGUCAACAUUCAGACAGGCGAUGUGAAAAUCGAGUACAGACCAGUAAUUGAUGAGACGUUGGAUGCUCGGGAGUGUGCGACAGUACCUCCUGCAAUACGAUCAUACUAAAUUAAUUACAAGUAAUCACUUUGAUUUUUCUUCAUGACCUAAUUUAUUCUGGAUACGUACUUUGUCACCUGUUCCAAGGUCUCAGGUCUCUUAAACGUGUCUUGACAAGCUCAUUAGUCACAGAGUAUUGGCGAUCAUCUUUUCAGUUUUUUAUACUGAUAUAAUUUAUUACUGUAAACCCAAUCGUGCACCAAAGUCGAUUCUUGUCACUGCUUAGGCGCUUCGCAAGCAUUAAUAUUGGCAUUCUUUGAGGAUGCUGAUGCUGAAAUUUUAUAUUCAAAUGUUUCAGCAAAAGAGAUUUUAUCGUUCUCUUGGAGAAGCAAUACGAUUAAAUAUUAUUUGUAAUUAAUGUAUAGUAAGAUAUGGUAAUGAUGAUGCGUUUGUAGUAGCCGUAACCUGUUGUUAGAAGGAGCACAGAAUUUGACUCAUUCUUCUCUUUUGGAAGCACGACCUGCCUAUAUUUUAUUUCUGAUAAUUUCAGUUAAGGUGCAUCAUGCAGCCCACUAACGAAUUAAAAGUACAAAUUAAUGAAAUUUGCAAUACAAUAUUAACUUAAUACUCGAUAGAACGUUACGCAAUACGAAUGGGCCACUGUAUCAGACGCGGCUAUUUACUUAUCGUUGUUAUCGAGACAACGUGUUUCGCAGGGCUGUAGAUAAAUUUGUUACCUUCCUAAAAGUAUUAAAAAUCGAGUGCAAAGAAUUAAUUAUUAUUUUUUCUCAACAGUAUUUCAGUGAUCUUUCCUGUGAUACUCAAAUUGAAAUGAAUUCUAAUUUCACAUCAAGGAUUGAUACGUAUUAUCGAACGUACCUAUUGGCUAUUGAAAAAAAAGAAAUUGAUGAUCAUACUAAUAAUAUUAUUGUAAUUUUAGUCAAGUGCAUAAGUAACUGCACAAAUUUAGAGAAGACAGCCGGAUAUCGGCUUUAAUGUGUUCUAAGAGGCCGGUCAAUAACAUUGUACAUACUAAAAAGUUGUCAAUAAAAUGUUACAACUUAUUUUA
Diprion similis is the source of this 3061-nucleotide messenger RNA. It is a transcript of the gene SdhA, whose product is annotated as succinate dehydrogenase [ubiquinone] flavoprotein subunit, mitochondrial-like. Lineage: Eukaryota; Metazoa; Arthropoda; Insecta; Hymenoptera; Diprionidae. Gene Ontology annotation, molecular function: electron transfer activity; succinate dehydrogenase (quinone) activity; flavin adenine dinucleotide binding. The coding region runs from base 76 to 2061 and encodes 661 amino acids. The record is from RefSeq and is a predicted model, not a curated record. The transcript has 9 exons. Gene Ontology annotation, biological process: mitochondrial electron transport, succinate to ubiquinone; tricarboxylic acid cycle.